Molecule: messenger RNA, 2332 nt
Organism: Schistocerca gregaria
Lineage: Eukaryota; Metazoa; Arthropoda; Insecta; Orthoptera; Acrididae
Product: probable glutamate receptor
Exons: 10
Coding region: 137-2206 (689 amino acids)
Cellular component (GO): membrane
Molecular function (GO): glutamate-gated receptor activity
Source: RefSeq, a predicted model, not a curated record
CGUUGCUGUGUUGAGAAAGGCCACACCUCUUCUAGUAUCAGUGGGAUAAACCGAAAGGGCCACCGAGAUAUUCGUAGCUGAGUCGCUCGUCAAUCUGAAGAGCAGUCUGUUAACGACCGAGGGAAAAGCCAGAGCGAUGGGGAAAGCAUAUGUGUGGAGCAUACUCAUAUUGAGUGUACCAGCGGCGUGUGAGCUGCUUAGCGUGCCAUCAUAUACGAAUCUCGUCGCAGCUUUACACAAACAUUUCGCGUCAAGAUGCACAUACAUUAUACACGAUGAACACUACAAUGAAGGCAAUAUUCGAAGCAGUAUGAGUUCAACGAAGUUCAGAAAAGAGCUUUCACACUUGUUUAUUCCGGCUGGCUCCAUCAAGUUUGAAGGAAGCGUCGUAAGUCGACUGUCUUGCAAUGAACAGAAUCCAUUCUUCAUCGUCAUAUUACACAGUAAAAAAAUACAUCUUUCGUUACAGACGCUGGAACAAAGCACGAUUUCAAAAUCCAAAUGGCUGAUGAUUGCUGAAGAAGGUUUCGAUAUCAAUAACAUUCUCGCUGGCGCAUUCAUCCCUUUUAAUACAGAAUUUGUAUUAGCCAUGCGUAACGGAGAAAUUUACAAUGUUAGUGAAAUAUAUCAAGUUUCUCCAGAAUUCUCUUUAACGACAGUGGCCCUUGGUGAAUGGGACCCUAAGAGGAAUCGCAGCUGGAAUAUACCGAGCAUUUACAGACGUAGAACCGACUUACAGGGCGUUACUUUAAAUGUUACAACUUUGGAGUAUUCUCCAAUGUUAAAGCUGAACGAGAAUAGCAUUGGCGGUUUCUUUGGCAUUGUUUGGACCCAGCUCGAGAAAACACUAAAUUUCAAGAGCAGAUUUAAACGACCUCCUGAUAACGCCUGGGGGACAAUGGACGAAAAUGGGACGUGGGAUGGGAUGAUAGCGUUGCUGUUGAGUGGAGAGGCUGAUGUAGGUGUCAAUGCCUUUACGCUGACGAAAAGCCGUUUAACUGCUGUUGAUUUUAGCUCUCCAGUCAUCUACACAAGUAUAUGUAUUUUCAUUGCGCUACAAAAAACUCGCGAGUUCGCGUGGACGGACUACGUGAGACCAUUCAGCUCCUGGCUGUGGCUGGCAGUGUGUGUGUGCAUGAUGGGCCUAUCGCUGUGCAUGCCACUGCUACACCACGCAGGAAGGCUCGCCGGCACCUACGCUUACGAACCGCAGUGCCAUAACCCUGUAAUAAGCAUUUUCUACGUAUUUGGUAUAUUCUGCCAGCAAGGUCAUGACCUUACUCCUGAGUCUCUACCCUGCCGUGUUCUGUAUUUUACUGCAUACAUAACAGCUGUCAUAAUUCUGGCAUCGUACUCAGCUGGCCUUAUAGCUUUCCUUACUGUGAUAAAAGUGUCCAUCCCGUUCACGGACUUCAAUAGUCUUCUUGACCUUGGAACAUAUCGCCUAGGUAUGGCCCACAAGUCUGGAGUGCUGAAUGUUUUUAAUGAUGCUACAUUACCGCUGCUGAAGAAUAUAUAUCGGAAGCUUAUACUGCCAGGUAUAAACAACUUGCCCAAAAACCAAGAAGAUGUAGUGAAGCGACUGUGCAGCUCCAAAUACGCUUACAUGCGAUCGCGGAUCCUUGGUGUGAGGGACGACAGCGGUAGCUGCAACAUCGUGCCCGUUCCACAAGCUUCUCUGCCGGAGACACUCGGCUUGGUCUUCCCCAAGAACAGCACCUACAGGGGGCUCAUCAACGUUGUGUUGCAGAGGUAUAAGGAAAUUGGAGUCUUGAGAAGAACUGAAACCGAAAUAUGGCCGAAGGCCGUGCAUUUCGAGGACAACAGCUACACAACAGUGGGCUUUGAUAAAGUAAUUCCAGUUUUCGUAGUACUGUCCGUGGGCAUGGCUUUGUCUAUCAUCAUUUUCUGCCUCGAGUACGCGAAGGUUUUUCCGAUAGCGAAGUUGCAGGAGCUCUGUUACGGAGAAGAGUAUGCCGGCGGCGUGUAUGAACAGCCGGAUGAGGGCCUCUUUGCGAGUACUGUCAUACGUUCGGCGCAGACUUCAUCUGGUUCGCAUGAGAUCAGGUCUAUUGCUCAUGCCGUCGGAGAAGGCAGUGUUCCCGAGGAUGGUUCCGCUAGAAUGGUUGAUGGGACGGACAAAUACCUGGCUGUUGAUCUACAAGGAAGCAUCAAUGUUCGGCAUACUUCACCUCCCCGCAGCUAACAGCAGACAACAUAUUUUUUCGAGUUUUUACUAAGAGAAUUCCAAUUUAUGAAACUAAUUCUUUUGACAAAAAGUGUAACUCACUGUAAUUUUGUUACUUCAAGCAUUAAAUAAAUUUUCUACGAG